Lactuca saligna is the source of this 1535-nucleotide messenger RNA. Lineage: Eukaryota; Viridiplantae; Streptophyta; Magnoliopsida; Asterales; Asteraceae. The record is from the annotation of a GenBank genome assembly.
AGCAUCAAUUCCAUAAUUAUAGAGACAGCUAGUGUAUCAAUACAUACACUCGCUCUCUUUUCUUCUAUAAGUCUUGAUUAGGUCAAUUGUUCUGCACAGCAAAAACUAGAAGAGGUUUUCAUUUUUCAAGAAAGAAACAAAGAAAAACUUUCUUCUCACAUCACUUCAGAUACAGAGAGAUGAGGGAGAUCAUAAGCAUACACAUAGGUCAAGCUGGAAUUCAAGUAGGUAAUUCUUGUUGGGAGCUCUACUGCCUCGAACAUGGCAUCCAGCCCGAUGGCAUGAUGCCCAGUGACACUACAGUGGGUGUUGGUCAUGAUGCCUUCAACACGUUCUUCAGUGAAACCAGUGCUGGAAAGCAUGUGCCAAGAGCAAUAUUUCUUGAUCUUGAACCAACUGUCAUUGAUGAAGUCAGGACAGGAUCUUAUCGCCAACUCUUCCACCCUGAACAACUUAUUUCAGGAAAAGAAGAUGCUGCUAAUAACUUCGCUAGGGGUCAUUACACAGUGGGAAAGGAGAUUGUUGACCUUUGCCUUGAUCGAGUAAGAAAGCUAGCAGACAACUGCACUGGAUUGCAAGGCUUCUUAGUGUUCAAUGCUGUUGGUGGAGGCACUGGUUCUGGUUUGGGAUCUUUGUUGUUGGAGCGCUUGUCUGUUGACUAUGGAAAAAAGUCAAAGCUCGGUUUCACUAUCUACCCUUCUCCUCAGGUGUCAACUGCAGUUGUGGAGCCCUACAACAGUGUUCUCUCUACACACUCUCUUCUAGAACACACAGAUGUGGCUGUGCUUUUGGACAAUGAAGCCAUUUAUGACAUCUGUAGAAGAUCAUUAGACAUUGAGAGACCUACAUACACCAACUUAAACAGAUUAAUCUCUCAAAUCAUAUCAUCUUUAACAACCUCCCUACGUUUUGAUGGAGCAAUUAACGUUGACAUCACAGAGUUUCAAACAAAUCUUGUCCCAUACCCACGUAUCCAUUUCAUGCUUUCCUCAUAUGCCCCUGUGAUCUCAGCUGAAAAAGCAUACCAUGAACAAUUAUCAGUUCCUGAAAUCACAAAUGCAGUGUUUGAACCUGCAAGCAUGAUGGCUAAAUGUGAUCCAAGGCAUGGAAAGUAUAUGGCUUGUUGUUUGAUGUAUCGUGGUGAUGUUGUCCCUAAAGAUGUUAAUGCUGCUGUUGCCACCAUUAAAACCAAAAGAACUGUUCAAUUUGUUGACUGGUGCCCAACUGGUUUCAAGUGUGGAAUCAACUACCAACCACCAACAGUUGUUCCAGGGGGUGAUCUUGCUAAAGUUCAAAGAGCAGUUUGCAUGAUAAGCAACAACACAGCUGUUGCUGAAGUGUUUUCACGCAUUGACCAUAAGUUUGACCUUAUGUAUGCCAAGAGGGCGUUUGUUCAUUGGUAUGUUGGUGAAGGAAUGGAGGAAGGUGAGUUUUCAGAAGCCCGUGAAGAUCUUGCAGCUCUUGAGAAAGAUUAUGAGGAGGUUGGUGCUGAAGGUGUUGAUGAUGAUGGUGCUGAUGAUGAUGAAGAGUAUUGA